Pelecanus crispus (Dalmatian pelican) is the source of this 2466-nucleotide messenger RNA. The record is from RefSeq and is a predicted model, not a curated record. Lineage: Eukaryota; Metazoa; Chordata; Aves; Pelecaniformes; Pelecanidae.
ACAGCUACUAAUGAGGCAUCAGAGGAGAACAUUAUAGUGUUGCUCCAAAAAGCUUGUGAAGUUUCAUCUGUUCCAGAUGAAGCUAACUCUGAUCCAGGCAGGAAACAAGAAGCAUAUCCGCAACCAGGACAGAAAGUUAUAAAGGAUUCAUGGAAACCUGCUGACAUGUUUAGUACCUUGGGUGAAAGAGAAGGGGAGAAAGCCUUACUAGAAUUUAGAAGGACCCAAUGGAAGAAGGAAUUAGAUGAACAGGUAGCACUGAAGAAGAAACUGAAAGAAACUUUGGAGGGAGAGGUGGGUUAUUUCUGGGCAAAACCUGGCAAUAACAAAGCCCAUAAAGAGAAAGUGGAAACAGCUAACCCAGAUCAGACAGUGUUUCCAGCUGACUCAGUUAUUACCACUGAGGAAAACUGUGUCUGUACAACUGCUUUAACCACAGAGGCUAAUAAAGUUCCACUGAAUGUUUCAAGCGCUCCAGCUGGACAGUCUUCUGAUUUCAGUUCUUCUGACUUAGCAGCUGUCAAUUGCACAGCAUUUGUUUUAGGGGAAGUUGUGCCGCAGGAACGACCUUUUAGUGCUUUGAAGCAUGAGCAACAGAGGAAGUGGCUUGAAGAGCUGGACAAACAGAAGGAAGAAGCUAAGCUACGAAAAAUAGAAGAAAAACUUAAUUUAUCAAAGGCUGAAGAGCAUGACAGAUGGGCAAUGCAUUUUGAUUCCUUAAAGAACCACCUUAAUGCUAAUGCACAACACCCCUUAAAUGGAAUGUACGAAAAGCAGCCUGAAAGUCUUUGCCUGUCACCUGACCCUAAGGCAUUGACUACUUUUAUUCACCCUUUUUCACCUGCAGCUUUAGGCAACCUCAUGCCGUCAAAGGUGGGAAAUGCAGAAAAAGCUGCUAAAAACAGUGCUUUGGAACACAGUCAGAAAGUCAGUUUCCUCCGUUCAAUGACAGCUCUCCUGGACCCUGCACAGAUUGAAGAGAGAGACAGGCGGCGGCAGAAACAGUUGGAGCAUCAGAAGGCAAUAAUGGCUCAGGUAGAAGAAAAACGGAAGAAGAAGCAACUGGAAGAAGAGCAGAGAAAAUGGGAAGAACAAGAGGAAGAACAGCGCUUAGCACGAGAAAAAGAACAAAUGCAGAAACAGUUUGAAGAAGAUAUGCUGAAACAAAAACAAAAGGAGGAACUCGUGACUCUUAAAACAAAUGAGCUUUAUCAGACAAUGCAGAAAGCUCAAGAAUUAGCACAGAGAUUAAAACAAGAACAGCGCAUUCGAGACUUGGCUCAGAAGGGACAUGACAUCUCAAAACUUCAGAAGAAUCUUGGUGGUGGUGAUACAGAAUUUGAAAAUUGUAAUACUGACCUUUCACAUCAAAGUCACAAUUUUUCUGAUGACAUUAAGAGCCACAUUGAUCAGCAGACUUCUCCUCGGAAAGACACUGCUGUACAGACAGAUGACUUUAAUACUUCAGCAUACACUGAGUCAGCUGAGGAAAGAACUGUGUGUUGCACAUCGCCUGAUAUUUCCAUAGAAUAUAAAGAAACCUCUAGCAGCAAGAAAUACCAGAAGGAAGUAGAGUAUAUAGAUAAAAAUAAAAUUUCAGGAAAAGAGAAUGGUGGCAUUUACAGUGAUCUAUACGAACAAUAUGCCAGAAAAGAAAGACACAUUAAGCCUUCAGAAAAAUACAGCAAAAGACCUGACUGGAACAUAAACAAGCCUGGGAAAAGAUACAUUCCAGCAUCAGAAAGAUACCCUAAACAGCUACAAAAACAAAGGGAAGAAAACAGAGUAAGACGACAAAUGGAGCUGCUUCAGCUGGUAGAAAGAAAUACCCCUGGGAAUCUCUGCCCAAAAAAAGGUGGUUAUUCAGACAGGUCUCCUUCACCUCACGAAGAAAUAAAUAUGAAGAAUAAGGGACAUAGAGUCAGAAAGGAUAAACAAUUACAUAAGAAUCAUUUGAAUGGAGAAAGAUCUGAAUCGCCACCUGUUCCAGCAGUUAAGAACAGAUUACACCAAGUGCAACAAAAACAGAUACAUGCUUCUAAUUUCCUGGUGCAUAACAACAAUAGUAGAAGAGAGAAAAAUAUCAAGACAGGUACACAGCAGAGGAGCUCCCCUCCUCCUGUUACAGAAGCUGGAAGACCUCCCUCUUCACAAUUUAUUCCGUAUGUUCGAACAAAUGAAGUAUAUCAUCUUGAUCCAGAUGCACCAGUGACUAGACCUUCAACACAUGACCCACAGUAUCGACAGUUUAAUGAUUCUUACCAAACGCCACGACAGAUUUUUAGCUCUGAUCACGUUAGAGAUCCUCUUCUAAAUCCUGAUGUAGUUAAAAUCAGAGAGAGACAACAAGCAAUUCUCAAAGGUUUGUCAGAAUUACGCCAGGGCCUCCUGCAGAAGCAGAAGGAAUUGGAGACUGCUCUGAUUCCCACCACAGCUCAAGAAGAGAACUUUUUUCCGCCAUUUUGA